Messenger RNA from Alligator mississippiensis (American alligator), 1280 nucleotides. RefSeq names its product motile sperm domain containing 1 (gene MOSPD1). NCBI's taxonomy places the organism in Eukaryota, Metazoa, Chordata, Crocodylia, Alligatoridae. The coding region runs from base 86 to 733 and encodes 215 amino acids. The transcript is spliced from 5 exons. The record is from RefSeq and is a predicted model, not a curated record. Gene Ontology annotation, cellular component: cytoplasm.
CGGCUGCUGCUUGGUCCGAGCGGCUGGCGAGGGACCCGGCCCGGCUCCGCGGCGCAGAAGCGGCGGCGAGGGAGACGCGGCGCCAAUGCAGCAGCACAGAAGGCAGCCGGAGUUAGUGGAAGGAAAUCUUCCUGUUUUUGUGUUUCCUACAGAGCUGAUCUUUUACGCAGACGACCAGUCAACACACAAACAGGUGUUGACUCUAUAUAACCCCUAUGAGUUUGCCUUAAAAUUCAAAGUUCUCUGCACGACUCCAAAUAAAUACGCGGUUGUCGACGCUGCCGGUGCUGUGAAGCCUCAGUGUUGUGUGGAUAUUGUGAUUCGUCAUAGAGACGUUCGGGCUUGUCACUAUGGUGUGAUAGACAGAUUCCGUCUGCAAGUCUCUGAGCAAAGCCAGAGGAAAGCUUUUGGGCGAAAAGAGGUCAUUGCCACUCUCCUUCCAUCUGCAAAGGAGCAGCAGCAAAAGGAAGAGGAGGAAAAGCGAAUAAAAGAGCACCUGGCUGAAAGUGUCUUCUUUGAGCAGACUUUGUGUCAACAAGAAAACAGAACUGCCUCUGCGGGACCUAGUUUACUUACAGUCUUCCUGGGAAUAGUGUGCAUUGCAGCACUAAUGCUCCCUACCUUGGGGGAAGUGGAAUCCUUGGUGCCUCUCUACCUCCACUUAAGUGUGAAUCAAAAGCUAGUAGCUGCUUAUGUUUUAGGCCUCAUCACCAUGGUUAUUUUGAGAACAUGAGCAAUGAUAUAAUAGGAAGUCGAAAACUUACCAUACUUUGUAUUCACAUCAUGAAUGUGGACUGCCUUUUCCUCCCAUUUGGCGCAUUAAGAUGCUAGAAAGAAAAAACAUUCAGCGAUUUACAUUUACUCUCUAAAGUGUAAUAUAUUUUAACUCUGUGUAAUAAACGGAAGAUUCAAGCACUCGUCGGUGCUUCCGUUACAGACCGCUAUGAGAUGUUUGGCGAUACCCGUGAAACGAAUUUGAAAAAAACCUUUUAUAUCUACUCUUCCUGUACAAAAGACUUAUUAAAGCAACAUUUGUUAUUUUAAAUCCAUGUUCACAUCAGUGUUUGAUCACUAUAAAAGCAAAUUGCCCCAGCCAAAAGGCUUGUUUGUUCAUUCCAUGCUUGUAAAUAUUAUUGGUGUGGGGAGGUGGUGGGUAUUUAACAGUUGAUGUAUAAAUACCAGAAUGAUCAGAAUUUGCACAUGACUGAGCAUUGAAGACUGAAUUUAAGAUUCCAUUGCUGAGAACUGUGAAAUAAACGGUGUGACGUUCAGGUGAAGAA